AUGACCCGUCCUCUCCUCGCUCACUCAGGACUGUCCCUCAGGAGGACUCAGCCUGCUGCUGCGACUCUGCGAGUGCCGUUAGCUAGUGAAGAGAACGACAUACAGUCUCUGAGUCAGAGGGAUGUUUUAGAAGAAGAAUCACUGAGGGAAAUCAGAGGUAUAGGAGCAUCCAUCCUAAGUGCUGGUAAAUCAGCUUUAAAAGGCUUGGCUAAAGGAUUGGCUGAGCAUUUUGCGAAUGGGAAGAGAACAGCUGAAGAACGUGAAGUGAUGAAAAGACUGGAAGCCGCAGUGCGUGAUCUAGAUUCCUUGGAUCAUCCAGAGGAAGCUUCUGAAAAGGAAACCAGAGGCUUCAAUCAAGAGGAAAAAGAGAAACGCAUUAUAGGGCCAGUAUUAGGUUUGGUUGGUAGUGCACUUGGAGGUUUACUUAAAAAGAUUGGAUAA
This is a messenger RNA of Bombina bombina (fire-bellied toad), 441 nucleotides long. Its product is annotated as bombinin-like peptides 2. Gene Ontology annotation, biological process: defense response to bacterium. The transcript has 2 exons. Gene Ontology annotation, cellular component: extracellular region. Bases 1 to 441 code for a protein of 146 amino acids. The record is from RefSeq and is a predicted model, not a curated record. Lineage: Eukaryota; Metazoa; Chordata; Amphibia; Anura; Bombinatoridae.